This is a messenger RNA of Physcomitrium patens, 1967 nucleotides long. RefSeq names its product nuclear pore complex protein NUP54. Gene Ontology annotation, cellular component: nuclear pore central transport channel; nuclear pore. Lineage: Eukaryota; Viridiplantae; Streptophyta; Bryopsida; Funariales; Funariaceae. The record is from RefSeq and is a predicted model, not a curated record. Gene Ontology annotation, biological process: NLS-bearing protein import into nucleus; nuclear pore organization; protein localization to nuclear inner membrane. Gene Ontology annotation, molecular function: structural constituent of nuclear pore.
GCCUUUGAGUCGCGGGGCUGUGUCGCCCAGGUCUGGCUAUGGCGGACUCUGCAUUUCGCCGAGGCCAUGACCUGCUCAUUAUUCAAUCUGACGCUUGGAGCUUGGGUACGGCCAUGCUCUAGCGCCAACGAGGAAGAGCAGGAGGAGGAGGAUUCUUAGUUUGAUUUUCCGAUUCCCCCCUGUGAUCGACAUGUGAAUUUCUAGCUUCUUCUACGGCUGGAUGCCACCGGAAUGGGUACGAAACCUAAUCUUCUCUGAGGCAUUGCUUGAGCGAUCAACGCUGGUUUGUUUCCAUCCGACUCGCAAUCCUGAAGCGAAGUAGCCUUGCGGUGCGGAAGGAGAAGGUGGCGAGCAAUGUCGAUUUUUGGUACUCCGGCUCAAUCCAGUGGGGCGGCGAUGGGGUCGACGCCGUUUGGCGCUGGUGGGGGAGGUUUGUUCUCCACGCCGUCUUCUGUUGCAGCCCAGACUUCGAGCGGGUCUGUUUUUGGUGGCGGUGGAAGCUUAUUCGGGUCGACGACACCUGCGUUUGGUGCGAGUAGCAGUGGUGGCCUCUUCGGCAGUGCCACUCCUUCGACCCCUGCAUUUAGAGCAUCAGGUCAGCAACAAGGCUCCUCUUUGUUUGGGCAAUCUCCAUCACCUUUUGGACAGCCACAGGCGACGCCCUUUGGGCAAACUCAACAGACACCGGCAUUUGGGCAAACGCAUCAAGCAUCUACAUUUGGGCAGCCUGGACAUAGCCCCUUGUUUGGGGGACAGCAACAGCAGGCAUCGCCGGUCAACCAAGCUUCAGGUGGAUUGUUUGGCCAGCAGCAGUCAAAUGGUUUUCAACCCCAACCAACGCAGCAGAUGAAUAUGUUCAAUAGUAACAUAAGUACUCAGAUGGCCCCAGUAGCACCGGUGGUUGUGCCCUUGCCUGAUCGGGAAAUUCAGGCUAUUGUUGAUGCUUACAGAGACGAUGUAGGAAAUCCUCAAGAUUGUUUUAAGUAUUUGCUACUAAGCGUCACUGAUCCGGCAGCACGCUUCAAACCUGCAGGCGUAUCAGAUAUUCUGUGGGCAGAAGCUAUGAACAAAUUGGAAGGUUUGGAUAGCAUGGACAGAGAACGCCUGUGGCCGGAAUUGGUGCAUGGCUUUAAAGAUCUUUCACGACGUAUGAAGCUCCAGGAUGAGGCAAGCACAGCUGAUGUGCAGCGCCUUCAAGCAACAGAAUCUAAUGUCAAGCUUCUCCGUCGUCAUUUUGAAACAGAUUCUCUACCUUGGAUUCAAAGGCUUCGUCAAAAGGAGCAAGAGUUGCAACGGCGCCUACUCAAAAUUAUGAGAAUGGUGGAAGCUCUUGAAGGCAAGGGGUUGCAUAUGGCACUGACUCGAGGAGAGGCCAAUUUGGGUGAUCACUUGAGGGGCUUGACACGACAGCUUCAAGGAGCCAGUGCAGAGUUGCCUCGAAGAGUGGAGGUACUGCUUUCUGUAUCGCGGAUGCAAGUUGGUUUAGGAGGAGGAUCACAAUCAGUACUUUUGGGCCCUGGAAAGAUCGACAACCAAAGUCUUAUUGAGAUGCACGAGGUACUGAGGCAGCAAACGGAGGCAAUCUCACGGCUUGCUACAGUUUUAAAACGAGACAUGAGGGACAUAGACAUCAUUCUUACGGAAGACACAGAAAUGGUUGACGGGCAUGUAGAUAAUGACAACGGCAAGUACCAUGGGAGUCAAGCUCUGGUGGGAUAUACUAAAAAAUUUCAUUCGGGUUUCUGAGAGUCUUCAGUUCACGAUCUCUCGUUUUUGCUCUGUAAGUGUUGUAACGUCAUCAGCUUUGUCCUAAGCAUUGACUCUAUUGAUCCAGCAAUUUAGGAUUUUAAUUUAAUUUUAACGCUUUAAAUUUUGUGUUCAUCAGUGAAUGCCGUCUUUAAUUUGUUAGCAUGGAGCGGGAAAGCAUAUGUUCAAAUGACCUCAAGUUUCUUGGUACCUUACACUUA